This is a messenger RNA of Pieris brassicae (large cabbage white), 5852 nucleotides long. RefSeq names its product BRCA2-interacting transcriptional repressor EMSY. The record is from RefSeq and is a predicted model, not a curated record. The coding region runs from base 111 to 3014 and encodes 967 amino acids. Gene Ontology annotation, cellular component: nucleoplasm. The transcript is spliced from 6 exons. Lineage: Eukaryota; Metazoa; Arthropoda; Insecta; Lepidoptera; Pieridae. Gene Ontology annotation, biological process: regulation of DNA-templated transcription.
UGUGAAGUAAACAGUAUGGAUAUUUUUGCCAGUAAGAUAUUUUAGAGAAAUGUGGUUCAAAUCAUAUAAUCCACUAUUAAUUUGAGACUGAUUUAGUCCAAGGAAUAAACAUGUGGCCCGUUCUUUUAAAUAUGACACGCGACGAAUGUCGCCGGACGCUCAGAAGACUUGAGUUAGAAGCAUAUUCGAAUGUGAUAAGCGUGUUUAGAGCGCAGGGGGCAUUAGAAGAAGAUAGAAAAAAGUUACUCGAGGAACUGCGCGCCGUUUUGCAUAUAAGCCAUGACCGCCACAGUGCUGAAGCGCGACGCGUGUCUAAUGACGAGCUCUUAGCAACAAUAGCUGAGCACAUAGCUGGUCCAAACACAGGGCUAGCAUGGAUCAGCGAGGGACGUCGAAUUAUACCUCUGAUGCCGCGUGGUAUUGCACAGACCAUGUACACAGAGAUUGCGGAUAAGGUAGCAGAAGUAACAGCUGCUGAAAAUAAAGAACUUAAAAAAAUGGAAGACAAACUUGUAACACCAGUUUCAAAGGAAGUAGAAAUGCCAGAUCCAGAAACUGCCGAGUCUGCUUUGGAAUGCAGUGAGAAAAUGGAUGACGUUUAUCCUCCCAUUGCUACUGAAGACCAUUCAAGCAAAAUAUGGGAAACUGAAAUAAUUUGUCGAAAGCGGAAAGUAGCAGAGGAUGAUGAAUUUGAGGACACCAUCACACCAGUUAAAAAUAUGAGAAAUAUUCCUGUUAAUAUGCAUCAGAAAUUUGUGAACUUAUCACAAGUUUAUUCAAAAUAUUCACAACCCACUGCCAGUAAACAAUCAAGUCAGUCAAAACAUUCAUAUAAUCAAGUUAGUAAAGUUUCUAGUAAGCCGUGUCAAACGCGAGCGCCUAGACAGCAAAAACCCAAAGUGCAAAAGCCCAGGGCUCCUCGUCAGAAAAAGCAACCAAAAGAUGUUCAAUCUCCACCUGCAAAACAGUUCAAUCCGGUCUCUUUGCAAAUGGAAUACUCGGGCCCACCCAAUACCUUCCAGGCUAGCUACGCCCAAUCUAUACUGUCUAACAAAAACAGAGAUUUUAUGGACGAAUUUAAGCCAAAAGUGAAGUCCUCACCCGGAAUGGUUAGCGAGUCACCCACAAUGCAUUUGUUAACGCAACCCGCCACAGUGCCACAUGAGUUAGGGCUUUCGGAAAACGCACAUCCGGAUGACCCAAAAUCAUUGCAGGCUCAAAGCACUCCGAUCGCAAAGCAACCACUAAACACCAUCAAGGCGUCCCAAAUUAUUCUCAAAAGUAGAGACUCCGAAAAGAAAGUCCCGGUGCCUGACAUUAAAAUUGUACAAAAAUCCAACGACAAUAUAAAAAUACUUGCGAACAGACAAGUAGUCGUAGCGCCGAGUUCCGCGCAAAAAACUUUGAAUGCGAGGAAAUUAGUUGCGGCGAAGGUCAUAGGUUCGAUUCCUAAGGUUAGAACUUCUGCAACGCCCGUUAAAGCCAUAUCUGAUAAGGUGGUUGUUGUGUCUAAAGCCCCAAUCGAUACAAGAAUAUCGCAUCCAAAAUUCGUAAUAACAUCAUCGUCGACUACUACGUCCAUGAAAUCCACCCCAGUCAGUACAAAUAAUUAUUCACCCCCCACCUCGGAAACUUUGACCCCAAAGGGGAUUCCCGCUACAGAUUUAAAAGUUUCAGCAAAAACAUUUGUGAAUCCCAAGUCAGGGAAAACAAUGGUUGUUUUGCCAGCAAAGUCGAGCAAAGAAGGUCCCUUAUUCCACUUUAAAGGAGUUUCCACAGCCAUGAAGCUCGUAUCGGUUAGUUCACAACCUAACACAAUGCCGACAUCCAAAUUUCAUCCAGGUGCCUCAACAUUAAAACCAACUAUAGUCAGUUCGAGCCCUAAAAUUCUUGGUACGGAGCCAAUAAAAACUGCCAAUUUGGCGGACAUCGUUCCCGUUAAAGGUUUAACGCCGACACAAAAAGUCAUAAGCCCCAUAGUUAGACCGGUCAGUUCCAAAGGGAACGUAAUAGUUGUUCAGAAAAGCGCAAACCUCGGCAAAACCUUAAAAUUUACCAGGAACGGCAAUGAUAUGUCCAAAAUUAUAAUGGGGAAGAAUGUUAAUCAUUUGUUGCAAGCUAAGUCGGAACAGGGAGAGAUUUCUAAAUCCAAUGUGAUUGUGUUGGAACUGAACAAUGAGCAAUCGGGAAAGACGACAACCAUGUCCGAAAUACUAAAUAGUCACAUACAAAAACCUACGCCAGAGGAAAAUAAACCGAGUCAUAUUAUAACCCAAGACACGCCAGUAUUAUUGGAUACUCACCCCGAAGAGGGCAAUGCGAGCAGUUUAGAUUCAACUGCGUCUUUGGAUAAAGAUGAGAACGGCCAGAACGAAGCCAAAGAUUCGCCCAGUGAUUGGGAUAUGGAAAACGAAUCGGUUCCGGAUAGCAAAAAAACCGAAGACAAAUUGAACUCGUUACAUUUAGACCUUGGUAUGUCCAGUGAGAGUGAGACCGAAUAUAUGGCUGAUGACAAGAACAAGAGUGACCAUUCGUCACAAGAUAGCCUCCACCAGGAAACUCAGAGAGGGAUGACCAGUGAAUUGUAUAGUGGGGGGAGCAUGUCUCUAGCUACGAGGACGUUACUCAGUCAGCUCCAAGACGAUGGUUCGUCGAGUAAUGACUCCUCGUUCGCGCUCAAAUCGAAAAAAGGCGCACACAGUAAUAAAAUCGACAAAUCCGAGUCAGAAGCGUUGUCCAAGGCGAAAGCGAAGCUUACGCAAAAGGUGGCAGAGGCGCAAAGCCAGCAGAAACGAAUAGACGUUUAUAGCACGGCCAUUUCGACGACUGACAUAAACCUUGACUCAUUUUCGUAUUUAGAUGAGAGUUUGAUGGCGGAUGACGAAUUUCCUGAGGGCAAGCGUGAACCUCGACGCGAUAUUCUAGACGAUCAGUUGAGCCGCCUCCUAGCAGAGGACUCCUCCAACUCCUCGGACUCACAAACGGUUGAACAAUUGCCUAUGACUAACGAGUGACUGUGAAAGUGUUUUCUGUGAAAAUUACUCGACUUAUGAGGCUAAUGAAAUGACAUAUUUUUAUAUGUAUGUACAUUAUGUUUUAAAACGUUUACAAAUGUUGGUACAGUACAAAAGUACUACAAUGUUUAUUUGUUUGCGAUUCGGACCAGAAUAUAAAAUAUUGUAAAAGGCAGGAAUAGUCAUGUUCAGAUCUGUUAUACAAUUUUUUUUUCAGUGCUAUUUAAUUCGCAAUGGAAUUACACUACUUUCAAACGUAAAUAUUUGGAUGGAAAAUGCAGCAUCUCUUGCCUAUUUACUUGUACUUAAAUAUAACAUAUACAUAGCUAAUAUAUAGUAAAAUUAUUUUUUUUGCUAAAUGCCGCCAAAGUAGAAAUUAUAAAUAAAUUUUUAAAUGUACGUGUUUUUGGAGAUAUUUUAAUUUUCUUUCCUACACUCUCUUAUACUUUUCUCUAUUCGAAACCUACAUAUCCAUUUUAUUAACUUCCUAAAUUACCAAUGAGUAAGGUAAUCUAAAAAUGCUCAAGCAAUAACGUAUAAAUUAGUAAUGUAUAAAUGUUUACAUGUCAUUGUAUUAUAUUCGUGAUUUUUACUUUCGUUUUAAAAUGUGUGGUAAUUUUGAUUGCCCUUUUAAAUGUAAUUACGUCAACGAAUUAUAAAGUUAAAUGUAUCAAUAUGGGUUUGGUCGCUACAAUUGUUAUUAUUUAGUGUUAAGUGUCGUUUUUGAACGUAUUUUUUAAAAAUCUAAAUGAAAGUACCAAUCUGCCAAUUCACUGAAAAUUAAUGUUGAGUAUGCGAACUCAGUGUAUAUAAGUUGAUAUGUAGAUUAAAUUAAAUUAUGAGAAUUUAUAUUUCUUAACAUUACUGACUUUUCUCUGAAUUUUUUUUUCGUUAAUCUCGCCUUGUAUAUUACUCAUACGCACAAAUUAUUUUAUUUAAGACAUGUUUUAUGUUACACGAAAAUUUGAAUUUAGUUAUCAAUUUUGGCAUAGUUUAGUUUGAUCUCAAAUAUUUCGAGCUGCAUUCACAUAUAGCGGGUUGUAAUUUUCAAUGGUGCAUAAUAAUUUUAGGCUAAUGCUCUGUUAUAGCAGUUUUUGUUUAAGUUUACAACAACUUAUCAUUUCCGUUCACCCAUAGACAAACAAUGUUGCAGUGAGAAAAUGUCACAAAGCCUUCCAGUUAUAUUUAAAGAUAUUUUCUCAUUAAGCUAAACGUUCCUGUACGUGUAUGGAGAAUGGAAAUACAUAUGUUUAAACUAGUAUAAAUAGAAUGCAAUGUACAAGCAGGGUUUUAUUCGCAAUUAAUAUUGUGUGUAUCGAGUCAAACUUUGAAAGCUUAAUUUCGUACGAGUUACUUGCUAUAGAAAAUACAUAUUAUUGUCAUAUUAAAUGACGGUCUAUAAACCAGUGUAAUUCAUUACAUAAAAGUAUGUAUUUAAAAAUUACAAUACCACCAGUCUUCCUGUAGCAUAUGCUAGGAAGUGCAAAUACGAUAUGCUAUGCCUUCUUUAUUUUACAUUAAAGUCGACUGAUAUGUCCUCUGGUUUUUGAGUGAAAAACAGUGUCAACUCUGGCAUAUAGACAGGUGUAUCGCAUAUAAACUCGUCCUUUAAUGUUGGCCUAAAUGUUCUUUCGUUUAGUUAGUUAAAUGUAAAACGUACAACACCAUUUUCAUGAUUCCACAGUUUUUUUGUAAAAAAAUAAUAUUUCAAGUAAAUUGAGGGUAGUUUUAAAACUAUUAAAUUUAUUAAUAUAUAACAGUAUUAAAUUUUUCUAUUUGGUAUGAAAACUUUGUAUGUUGACGCUUUACAGAGAAAAUUUAAAGUACAGAUAAUUGCAGCUAAGAUACGCUGUACUGGAAUGAAUGAAUGAAGUACCAAUACUCGCCUAAUGGGUAAGUGGUAUCUUCAUACUAUCGUGAAAAUGUGCAUAGACUGUGCCAUUAAUAGAUUAUGACAAAUUGUGUAAAUAAUAAUAGGUAUUGUUUUUAUCUACGAGUUAUGUAUCAUAUUAGCGAUAUUUCUAAAUACAUUGUGUAAUUAGCGUAAAUUAGUGAAAUGUUAGAUUUAUAUUUUGUAUUGGAUGCAGGUGAAUAUGAUUAAGAUUGUUGUCAAGAUAAAAUCUUUUGAGAUUGUUUUUUAAUAUAUUAAGGCAAACCCAUUGUGGUGGCGUAACUGAACUCUGUAUGGCACUAAAACAAAGCAAACUAAUUUAAAUUCUCCGCUCGCUUUAUUUCGUAAUGACAAUAUUACUAAUGCGAAUAAACAGCGAUUAGUUUUGCUUUGUUUAUUAUCUCAACGAAAUAUUGUCCAGCGUUAUGAGGUGCGUAGCACCUUUUUCGCUAGAGUUCUUAAAACCGCGUAAAAUAUAGCUCGAUUUUGACAGCUGUCAAACUAAAUUGACAGUACACUUUGGCUGUGCCGAAGCCUCAUAGCAUUAUUUUAACAUACGUUCGAUAUUUAUCAGUUUUAAUGUAACUUAAAAAAUAAGUUCGCAUUAUUUAUGAUGAUUUAUUUUAUUGUGUGGCUGAAAAACACGAAGUGUUAUAAUUCAUGAACUCACAACUGCAUUUAAUGCCAAAAAUUUUGAAUAUUGCGCGUGACUUGUUUGCUAAUAUCUAGCUAUAUUUUACAAGGCAUUGUUAAUAUAAAAUUAUAUUAUUUUAUUCAGUCAGUGUUAACGAUUGACCUGCAUCAACAAUAGAAUAAGGAUUUUGUUUGUCGGCUGUAAAUAUCGCAUUAGUUUCAUUAGAAUCACUAAAAACAUGUUAAUACAAUUUCGUGUUUUUUUCGCAUCAAGUUUAUUUUUCAACCUAUUUUAAAAUACACAGUUUUAAUUA